AUGUAUCCUUUUUCAGUGGAGUGAAUGGCCAAUGGGAGUUGGCUUGUCGAGCAAACACUGAGCCCUGCGUUCCCAUUCAUUCAGUGCUGAACAGGCCCGCAGAGCUGGAGAGAGCGCACCGCCGCCUGCACCCCGACGACGCUUCUUUUUUUUUGCACAAGAGCGCAGAUUCCCCGCAACAAUAAGUAACAGCCACAACUCAAACUCAGCUCUCUGCAGAAGCACGAAGAGGAGAAACUCUUGGAUAUAAGCUGAACCGUCUUUGGUUUUACUUCUUUCUAAAAAAAAAAAAAAAAAAAAAAAUUCUGCGCUGAGUUUAUUUUAUUUUACAACAAUCCAUACGGGACUUCCAUAGCUGGGUUGUCUUGCCUAAAGAUCGGCCUCCCAAGUGCGCAGCAGUUCUCCGGGUGCCUUUCCUCCCUCCCUCCCUCAUCCAUCAGAGCUCCACCGUGGAUUUACUGUGUUUUAUCCUUGGACGAAUGCACGCGUAACCCACGCUGAACUUUUCUCUACGCCAACCAAGAAAAAAAGGGAAUAACGCAAAGGGAUACACUCGCACUUGGAUUAACAGGCUGUGAAUGUUAUGCAUCAGACCUCAUAGUCUACGUUUGGACAUUGCCCCUUCCUCUUGGAUGGAGUUUUGGUAGGCUAUCUGGUUGAUGGAUUCGACGUUAUGGAUGGUUGCAUAUAGGUUUUCCGAUGCAUGCCAAGUCUACGGUGAAUGUCGGAAGUGGUGAUCCCCCCAGAUGGAGCUCCAAAGUCAACAUGGCCCCGGCGGUUCAUUAGUGGUGAUCCAGCAGCCUUCCCUGGAGAGCCGGCAGAGGUCGGAUUACGAGCGGGAGCUCCAGCAUGCCGCCAUUCUCUCCCUGGACCAAAUCAAGGCCAUCCGCUCCAGCAACGAGUACACCGAGGGGCCCUCGGUGGUACGGAGGCCCCCAGCGCCCCGCAUGGCCCCCAGGCCCCAGGACAAGCAGGAGAGGACUCACGAGGUCAUCCUCGUCAAUGUGAACAACAAUUAUGAGCACCGGCCUUCAGGUCACCACCAUCACGUCGGGGGCGGCGUGGUGGUUGUGGCCGGGGGACAGCAGUAUGGUGGGUCCCGGGCGCCGGGGCUCAGCCGCUCCACUAGCACAGGAAGUGCUGCCAGUUCAGGGAGCAACAGCAGUGCCUCCUCUGAGCAGGGACUCUUGGCACGCUCGCCCCCCACCAGGCCCGGCAUGAACUUACAGCACCACCACCGAGCGGAGCGGCCCGUACGGACUCAGCCCAAGCCCAAGGCCCUUUUACAGCCCCAGCAGGGACCUCACUUCCACCAGCCUCCACUAGAGGCUCCACUCAAGCCCCAGGGCAAAGGGAAAUCAGACUUUUCUGGCAGUGGCAACGGGGUGGUGGCUGCUGCCGGGCACCAAUUCAUCUGUGAGCGCUGUGGGAAGUGCAAGUGCAGUGACUGCACGGCUCCCAGGAGCCUGCCUUCAUGUCUUGCAUGUAACGGCCAGUGCCUGUGCUCCGCUGAGAGCGCGCUGGAGCACGGCACGUGCAUGUGCCUGGUUAAGGGCAUCUUCUACCACUGCUCCAAUGACGAUGAGGGGGACUCGUGUGCUGACCAUCCCUGCUCGCUGUCACGCUCCCACUGCUGCUCUCGUUUCCUGUGCAUGGGAUUAAUGUCGGUACUCUUCCCCUGUCUGCUAUGCUACCCGCCUGUCAAGGGGUGUCUGAAGGCGUGCCAGAGCUGCUACGACCGGGUCAACAGGCCCGGCUGUCGCUGCAAGAACUCCAACACUGUCUAUUGCAAACUGGAGAGCUGGGACCCACAGACCCAGGAAAAACCUUCCUGAUCGCCCCUGUGUGUUUGUGAUUGCGUGUGCGCGGGAGACUCUUGAUGUGGAUCUUAUGAUGACAAUGAUAAUGAUGAUGAUAGUCACAAAUUAAUGUUUAUCAAACAUUCUCUAAGCACCUCCCACCCGCCUCCCCUCCUCACUGCGGAACCCUAAGGAGCUAAGCAAAGGAGUAAUGAAAACCACUCAAUUAUUUUUAUUUUUUAUUUUCUCUGGAUCAGGACCAUGUUUUUACAGACCAGUGUUUGCCUUAACUGUUUCUAUGUCUAUCCUCAGCUCCUCAUUAACACUCUUUUUUUUAUAUAUAUGAAAAAAAAAAGUUUUUCUUCCGUUUUUAGGUAGGCAGCUUCCUGUGGGUCUGUGCGCCCGGCGGGAAGCUGCCUCUCACCAAAUCUGUGAAGGACGAUCUUCUAUAGGGCAAUUAUGUAGCUGUUACCUGGUAUUCAUAGCAAGCAGGUAUGUUUGAAUUAUUGGUUGCUACCACACUAAAACCGUGGUUCCUAUGCUCAUGUUGCAUUAACGAAAGCACAUCCAUCUCAUAGUAUUUUCUCCCACUUGGAUAUGUUUCUCUCCUUCCACCCAUCUGAACUCUUCAUACACAUUCUGUGGCAUUCUCCCAUGUUUUUGUUUUUUUUUGUCUUUAUUUUGUGUAAAUUGUAUUGCUCAAAAUCCAUAAGAGGAAUUCUGGCUAUUUUUUAAAAGAAAAAUGUCUGUUAAAACAUUUUUUUGUUGUAAAAAAUAUUUAUUAUGUGAAGCUCUAUUAUUUUAUGAUAUUUAUUGCAAGAGACAGUCUUAAAUUUACUCAUGUCUGAAUAUAACAAAAUAUCAAAUACUUACUGAAAAAUUAAAGGGUGGCACAAAAGAAAACUAUGUUAACUUUAAUGCAGAAAAUAUAUUAAUUAAUGAAAAAAUAGCGCUGUCUGGUGUCUUGAUUGUGCUGCUGUCGAACAGAAACCUGAGGAGUGAAAGAUGUGACUGAUGACUGAUUUUUAAGGGAAUGCAGGUCUUGUUUUCUUCAGUUCUGAGUUCAUUGGCGAACAGCAAAUCACUAUUUCCAUGUGUGUGUGUGCGCAUAUGUGUGUGUGUGUGUGUGUGCGUGCGCAUGUGUGUUCAUGCUGGGUGUGGAAUUCCUGGUAAAAAUUUUCAGCAGUGAGUAGAAACAGCUUGUAGCUCGAAAUGGGACUGUUUACAUUCUUGGAGGGCUUCUUUGCUGCGAUUCUCCUCGGUAACCUUGAAAGCUAAACAAUACAGGUCAUUGACACGAUUAGCCCCGAAGCUGCUAGCAUCAACAGAGCCUCCGCGUUUUCCAUGAGUUAUGCUCACAGGAAGUAACUUUCUUUCUUAACCCCCCCCCUAAAAAACUGCACUCACCAGCCAACAAGUCAUCACAAAACUAUGCACUAUAGUUUAUUCCCUGGGCUUUAACGCGGCUAGAUCGGGAUGUUCCCAAACUCCCAAAUGGUCUCCAUAUUGCGGAGCCCAACAGUGUGUGCCUUGAGAAAUGAGAGCGACCAUUACGAGUAGCCAGGGCCACCUGUUCAAAGAUAAUAAACUGGGGCUAUCAAUGCUGGGCUUUUAUGGCGUGGUUCCUGCACUAAAGGCAACGACAUGGGGCAAAUCCAGCCCCCGCCAGGUCCCACAGACCCCGCCGUUUGGCCGCCUCUUUUUUGUCAGUGAAUUUAUCACUUGGGAAGUCCGCUGACCCCCACCACCCCUCCACCUCCGGGCCCCCCAGGGGAUGAGAUCAUCACUUUGAAAGUUGGUUGGUCAGCCAGAAAUGCCAACAGUUGGGGGAAACACAAACUGUGACCAGGAAAUUCUCUGGGACAAAAGGAAAAAAUAUACUCCGGCUUAGGUUUGGAAAGCUGCAGCGUUGGCAAGAAAACAACACAACCGUGUCUAUAAUGAGCUACAUGUGACGGUGGUGCCCUCAGGUGCUGUGCGCAACAGGCCUGGGCUCUUUGGAUUCAGAGUUCUGCUAAACAGGAAUAUGAACCUUAAGCUAGAGCCCCACAGUUGAAGCUGCAGCAGUGUUCAGGAGUAACAGAUAAAUACAGCCACAGAUAAGAAGCUAAUGGUAAACAUUAGCACAAAGGAGCUAGCUUGCCGCAUCUCUCAUUUAGCUGACCAGGCUAAGCUAAGACCGACUAGCAUGCAGGCUUAUAACCAGUUUGUUCGCAGUUUGCAUUAAAUGAACCAUCCUUCCAAA
Seriola aureovittata is the source of this 4044-nucleotide messenger RNA. RefSeq names its product sprouty homolog 1, antagonist of FGF signaling (Drosophila) (gene spry1). Lineage: Eukaryota; Metazoa; Chordata; Actinopteri; Carangiformes; Carangidae. The transcript has 2 exons. Gene Ontology annotation, cellular component: cytosol; membrane. Gene Ontology annotation, biological process: animal organ development; negative regulation of Ras protein signal transduction; negative regulation of fibroblast growth factor receptor signaling pathway. Bases 747 to 1835 code for a protein of 362 amino acids. The record is from RefSeq and is a predicted model, not a curated record.